Messenger RNA from Pygocentrus nattereri (red-bellied piranha), 769 nucleotides. RefSeq names its product ADP-ribosylation factor 4-like. The transcript is spliced from 6 exons. NCBI's taxonomy places the organism in Eukaryota, Metazoa, Chordata, Actinopteri, Characiformes, Serrasalmidae. Gene Ontology annotation, biological process: vesicle-mediated transport; intracellular protein transport. The record is from RefSeq and is a predicted model, not a curated record. Gene Ontology annotation, cellular component: cytoplasm; plasma membrane. Bases 70 to 612 code for a protein of 180 amino acids. Gene Ontology annotation, molecular function: GTPase activity; GTP binding.
ACCUGGGAGCGACGAGGGAGGAGCGCCCAGUGUCCGGUUCAGCCCGUUCUGCCGGGCACAGCUCUAAACAUGGGCCUGGUCAUCUCUAACGUCUUCACGCGCCUCUCACAGCAAAAACAAACGAGACUUUUAAUUGUUGGUCUGGAUGCAGCAGGAAAGACCACCAUCCUCUACAAACUCAAACUGGGGGAGGUCGUCACGACCAUCCCGACUCUUGGCUUUAACGUUGAGUCGGUUGAGUACAACAACAUCUCUUUCACCGUGUGGGACGUGGGUGGACAAGGUCAGAUCAGACGGCUGUGGAAGCACUACUACCAGAAUACCAAGGGCCUCAUUUUUGUGGUGGACAGCAGUGAUCGAGAGCGGAUUGAGGAAGCCUCGUCUGAGCUGCAGACACUACUUCAGGAAGACGAGCUGAGGGACGCUGUCGUGCUGGUUCUCGCUAACAAACAGGAUUUACCCACUGCUAUGCCAGUCGACGAGAUGACUGAGAGGCUGGGGUUACGGACAAUGACUGAAAGAACUUGGUACGUUCAGUCAACUUGUGCAAGAAGUGGGGCAGGUUUAUAUGAAGGACUGGACUGGCUGUCUGAUCAGAUCUCCAAACGAUAACAUUGCGUCAUUUUUACACCUGUUUAGAAAUUGUAUGUAUGUAUAAUUGUAUAAUUUAAAUCUCUAUAUUGUCAUGUCCACAGUGACCCCCUCCUUUGAGUCUGUUAUUUUAUUAUCAUAAAUGUGAUGUAUUUAUCUUGGGUUUUUUGUUAUUCUU